AUGCAUUUAUUUACUCAAUUUGGACCUCUAUUAGUAAGGUAUCCAAAUUUGUGUAAUAUUAGACCAAAUUUUAUUAUAACAUUAAAAUUUCCUUAAAACAACACAUUUGAUAGCAUAUUCUAAAGUCAGGAUAUUAGUAAUAGAAAGGGGAACAUGAAUAACAUUGACUUACAAUAAAAAUGA
Molecule: messenger RNA, 183 nt
Organism: Paramecium octaurelia
Lineage: Eukaryota; Ciliophora; Oligohymenophorea; Peniculida; Parameciidae
Source: the annotation of a GenBank genome assembly